Messenger RNA from Nicrophorus vespilloides, 1480 nucleotides. It is a transcript of the gene Spt-I, whose product is annotated as serine palmitoyltransferase 1. Gene Ontology annotation, cellular component: endoplasmic reticulum. Gene Ontology annotation, biological process: ceramide biosynthetic process; sphingosine biosynthetic process. Gene Ontology annotation, molecular function: pyridoxal phosphate binding; serine C-palmitoyltransferase activity. Lineage: Eukaryota; Metazoa; Arthropoda; Insecta; Coleoptera; Silphidae. The coding region runs from base 139 to 1422 and encodes 427 amino acids. The record is from RefSeq and is a predicted model, not a curated record. The transcript has 9 exons.
AAUUUAAUAAAAUUUGUGGCAUCGUUGCUUGACACUUGUGCUCGACAUUUGUGGGAGUUGUCCUGCACACUGUUUGGCACUAUUUUGAAGAGAACUUUGGUGAUAAUUCAUUACGAUAGUUUUUAUAAAGUAACUAUCAUGAGUUUUACAGCAGAGAACAUCCCAUGCAUCCAAUGCAUAGUUAUACCAUUGAUUAUUUUGUUAAUUAGUAUUUUUGCCCUAUUCGUCAAUCGUUCCAAUAAGAGGCAACCCAGAAUUACAAUUGAUGAGCUCAAUAGAAAACUGUGCGAGUUUGUGCCUGAACCUCUGGCCCCUGAAAAUGAACUCUAUGUUGAACCUAUAAUUUUGGAACAAUCCAAUCCAACUUAUGUUUUCAAUAAUGUGCAAAACUUGCUAAGCAAUAACUAUUUAAACUUGACAAAUAAAGAAAGCAUUAAAAAAAUAGCAACAGACUGCAUUAGAAGUAAUGGUGUUGGUUCAUGUGGACCUCGGGGUUUUUAUGGAACUGUUGAUGUACAUUUGGAUUUGGAAUGCCGCAUAUCCGAAUUUAUGGGCCUUGAGGAAACUGUUCUCUACUCUUACUCAGUUUCUACCUUAUCUAGUGCCAUAAUAGCUUAUUGCAAACGUGGAGAUGUAAUAUUUUGUGAUGAAAAACUUUGCAAUCCAUCAAUUGAAGGUAUAAAAGCUUCAAAAGCUACUAUUGUAUAUUUCAAUCACAAUGAUAUGGCAGACUUGGAAAACAAGUUGAUUGAGCAUGAUGAAAGAGAGAAAAACAAGAAGAACAAGUCGCGCAAAUUUUUGAUUGUAGAAGGUAUAUAUUUCCAGACAGGAAAGAUAUGUCCAUUACCUGAACUGAUGGCUAUUCGCGAGAAGUACAUGCUAAGAAUGUUCCUGGAUGAAAGCAUCUCGUUUGGUGCCAUAGGUACAAAUGGACGUGGUGUUACCGAAUAUUACAAUGUCAACAGGAAAGAGAUUGAUUUGAUUGUCGGAAGUCUCGAAUUUGGUGUAUCUUCGAUUGGUGGUUUUUGCGUAGGCAGUUCCUUUGUGAUUGAACAUCAAAGGCUCUCAGGUUUAGGUUAUUGCUUCUCAGCAUCACUUCCACCAUUUUUAAGUUCAAUUGCUAUACAUGCAAUUGAUUUAUUUGAUACUAAACCUGAGCUUUUUGAAAAGCUUCACAAUGUUUGCAAGUUAAUGCAUAAUGAGUUGAGUGGUGCAACAGGUAUUACAAUACUGAGUGACCCAUUGUCUCCAAAGAAAGUAUUUUCUGUUGCUAAGGUUUCACCUGAUAGCAUCAUUGACUAUUGCAAAGAAAGAGGUGUCAUUGUAGACAAGAUGGACGAAAACAUUUAUUUCAAUAUCAACAUUGAAAUGGACAAAGAAUACAUCUCUAAAGUUGUUAAAGUAAUUACAUCUGCAGUUUAAAACAUCGAUGAAUGAUUAUAUUUGCUAGCAUUAAUUAAAAUUUAUCUUAAAACAAAAA